Colius striatus (speckled mousebird) is the source of this 1860-nucleotide messenger RNA. It is a transcript of the gene PACSIN3, whose product is annotated as protein kinase C and casein kinase substrate in neurons 3. The coding region runs from base 276 to 1655 and encodes 459 amino acids. Gene Ontology annotation, cellular component: plasma membrane; cytoplasm; endosome. The transcript has 12 exons. NCBI's taxonomy places the organism in Eukaryota, Metazoa, Chordata, Aves, Coliiformes, Coliidae. Gene Ontology annotation, biological process: cytoskeleton organization; plasma membrane tubulation; regulation of endocytosis. The record is from RefSeq and is a predicted model, not a curated record. Gene Ontology annotation, molecular function: protein binding; phospholipid binding.
GCCCCGGGCCGGGCCCGCCCCGCCGGGAGCUGCUGGAGGCGGGGCAGGAGCCCCCGUGUCCCGCAGUUAAAAUAGGGGGAGGACGCAGCCCGCUCCCAGCCCAGGUGGCCGCCGCACGUCGAGCCGAGCCACGCUGCCUGCGAGUCUUCUCCACGGAGUUUGAAGAGCCUGGGACAUCUUUACCUGUUGCCCACCGCUCCCCUGUGGCAUCUCACGUUCAGCUUUCAGCUUAAGUGAAAUCUGCAAACAUUCUCUGCUGCAAGAAAACAGGGGUGAUGUCAUCAGAAGAUGAUGCUGGCGGGGAGGCUCCCGAGGGCAGUUUCUGGGAGGCUGGGAACUACAGGCGGACGGUGAAGCGUGUGGAUGACGGCUACCGGCUCUGCAAUGACUUAAUCUCCUGCUUCCAGGAGCGAGCCAAGAUAGAGAAGAACUAUGCCCAGCAGCUAACAGAGUGGUCCCGUAAAUGGAGGACCAAUGUGGAGAAAGGUCCCCAGUAUGGCACACUGGAGAAGGCCUGGCAUGCCUUCCUGACAGCUGCUGACAAACUGAGUGAAAUUCACUUGGCUGUCCGGAACCACCUGGCUGGCGAGGACUCGGACAAGAUCAAGGCCUGGCAGAAGGAGGCCUACCACAAGCAGAUGAUUGGAGGCUUCAAGGAGACAAAGGAGGCAGAGGAUGGGUUCUGCAAGGCCCAGAAGCCCUGGGUGAAGAAGAUGAAAGACGUGGAGACUUCCAAGAAAAACUACCACGCAGCCCGGAAGGAGGAGAAGACAGCUCACACAAGGGAGAACCACGCCAAGGCCGACUCGUCUGUGUCGCAGGAGCAGCUGCGCAAGCUGCACGAGCGGGUAGAGAAGUGCACUCAGGAGGCUGAGAAGUGCAAGGAUCAGUACGAGAAGAUGCUGGAGGAGCUGAACCGCUACAACCCGCGCUACAUGGAGGACAUGGAGCAGGUGUUUGAGGGCUGUCAGGAAGCAGAGCGCAAGCGACUGGGCUUCUUUAAGGACAUGUUCCUCAAUCUGCAUCAGCAUCUCAACCUCUCCACCAGUGAAAGCUUUCAUGCAUUGUACCGAGAUCUCUACCAAGUCAUCGUGGCUGCAGACAACCAGGAGGACCUGAAGUGGUGGCGCAACACUCACGGGCCCGGCAUGGCCAUGAACUGGCCUCAGUUUGAGGAAUGGUCCCUUGAAACACAGAGGCCAAUCACCAAGAAGGAGAAGAGUGGCAAGAUGGCUGAUGAUGUCACGCUGACCAGCAUCUUGCCUGCACGGGAUGGUGUUGUCUCACAGACCCCUCUGCAGACAAGGCAAAGGUUUUCCUACCAAGAGGAGCAGAACAGCCUCUUCUCGGACAGCCUGAGGGCACUUGCCCAUGUGAACAGAGGGAAGGAAGACAUUUCGGAGUGGUCAGAUGAGGACACUCCCAAGAAGUGCCUGGAUGCCAACGGGCAUGAGGAGGACAUACAGGUACCAGGUGUGCGGGUACGAGCUCUCUAUGAUUACACGGGACAGGAGGCUGAUGAGCUGAGCUUUAAAGCAGGUGAAGAACUAAUGAAGAUCAGUGAGGAAGAUGAGCAGGGCUGGUGCAAGGGCCGACUUCUCAAUGGCCAAGUUGGACUCUAUCCUGCUAACUAUGUUGAGAAGGUUGGAUCCUGAUUGCUGCUGCCCUGCCAGUGUCUCACAGCCAUACCAGCAUCUCCUGCAGAGGUCACUUGGGUCACCACUGGCCCCAGCCCACCUUUGCAGCAUAUCCAGCAACUUCUGGACUUUGAGGGCACGUAUUCCACGUAACUGAUGCUUCAUUUUAAAUGCCUAGACCUGUAGGGAUUUUCUAAUGAAUAAACAAGGAUGAUUAAGGCCA